AUGGGAUGGGCUAAGAAAGACGUUGCCGGUAAGCCCAGCUCCUCAUCUGGUGGUAAGAAGGCUAAGAAGAAGUGGUCCGCCAAGAAGGUCAAGGAUAAGGCCAACAACAUUGUCAUGCUCGACAAGCCUACCUACGAACGUAUGAUGAAGGAAGUUCCCACCUACAAGCUCAUCUCUCAAUCCGUCUUGGUCGAUCGUCUCAAGUUGAACGGUUCUUUGGCUCGUCUUGCUAUUCGUGAACUCGAAGCUCAAGGUUUGAUUAAACCCGUCUCUCGUCACCACGCUCAAAUCAUCUACACUCGUGCUACUGGCGAUGAAAAGAAGGCCGCUGCUGCUGACGAAGAAUAAAGUGGGACGCAUUCGUUAUAUUUCUACACAAUUGAAGAAAUAAACUAUUCUUAUGAAACACUUUCAGUUCGAAUCAAA
Molecule: messenger RNA, 426 nt
Organism: Mycotypha africana
Lineage: Eukaryota; Fungi; Mucoromycota; Mucoromycetes; Mucorales; Mycotyphaceae
Product: ribosomal protein S25
Exons: 3
Coding region: 1-348 (115 amino acids)
Cellular component (GO): cytosolic small ribosomal subunit
Molecular function (GO): structural constituent of ribosome
Source: RefSeq, a predicted model, not a curated record